ACUUUGAAACCUUUGGCCUUUUUUUUUUUCCAAACAGUAAAGCUGAGAAUAAAGCCCUCCAGCUCACAGCUAUUCACAACACAAUCACAUUCUUCUGAAACACAAACACGUUGCGACAUGUCGACCUGCCGGAGAAGGAACUGACCUUCCCGAUGAACUCAGCUUCCCUUUUCCCUCACGGCCAGUACUCCCGUUUCAGUCCUCCAUGCAGCAGGUGAUAAGCGUGUGGGUUCGAGACCCACGUAUCCAAAAGAAUGACUUUUGGCACGCAUACAUGGACUAUGAAAUUUGCUUACAUACAGACAGUGUGUUCUUCACCAAGAAGAUGUCGUGCGUGCGAAGGAGGUUUAGUGAAUUCGUGUGGCUCCGACAAAGGCUGCAAGCAAACUCCAUGCUGAUGGCGCAACUACCGCAGCUGCCCCCAAAGAACCCCUUCUUCAGCCUGAAUAACGCCCAGCAGAUCUCUGAACGCAUGGCGGGCCUUCAGAGGUUCUUACAACAGAUCCUCCUGAGUCCUCUGCUGCUGUCCGACAGCUGCCUGCACCUUUUCCUGCAGUCGCAGCUCAGCGUGGCCAAAAUGGAGGCCUGCGCCGAAGGAAGGACCCGAUACUCGGUAGCCCAGGCGGUGCAGUGCUGCGGCAUCAGGAGGUUUCUAUCCCAAGAGGACUUGCAGAAGGACUCAAACAUGUCCGGUGAUUCUGAUUCAGACAGCUCCGAGUGCAGAAGUUCAGAGUGCCAGUUUAAAGAAGAUUUGGAGUUAAAGCAGACUGCAUCUGAUCACGUAGGAUCCGAUCAAGAGCACAGCAUCUGCUCGUCUCCAGAUUCUACAUGACAUCAUCAUCGCUCAGGGAAAUACUGAGAGUCAAAGAACAACGUUAACUGUUACUUUGUGAACCUUUCCCCUAUUAUUUCCUUUCGUUUCGCUGAUGCAAGUAAAAGGUACUCAGUCCUCAUUUCAACUGUUUACAUGUACGCUGGCCCAAAAAAAAGGGACCAGAAGGUGGCAGUGUUGUAACAUCCAUCUCUUUUAAGCACAUAUCGUGAAUGUGCAGCAUGUUGUCUAUAUUUACUUCAUAAACAACUGUAUCACAUAUCAGUUAUUCGGUAGCCUGACUUCCAGAUAUGUAAAGACGCGUCUCACAGUGACUGUUUUUAUUAAUAAGGUGUGACCCGAGCAGAGUUAAGACUUGUCAGGUGGGACCGUGGGAGGGACUGGUGGGAAGGCGGGUGGGCACUGCUCCCUGCAGAGUAGUAACACGAGUUACACUGUCUUGAUGGCAUUUGCAUAAAUCUCCCACCCCAUCCCUUCACUUCACUUCACUUGCAUUAUAUGCUUCUACGUGUAGAGUUACUGUAUGCAGUGUGUGCUCAUGCAGAGGUAAUUAACACUAAACAGGAUGAGGCUAGUGUGACAUACAGUAUCUGCACAGCUAAUUAGAUGAGAUCGGCGCUCAUUACAGAUUCCGAGCAGGAGCAGACACAAAAAAACGUAAGUAAUUGAAAGGAUGGGGGUAGGGGAGGGGUGGGGGUCAUCACCUUCGAACACGGCGGAUGGGUGAGGAGCCCUCAAAUUGAAAUUGGCCCAAGGAUGUGUGGACGGAAAGUCUGCUCAUGCACGUCCGCUUAUGAUAAUGUUUUCAAUGUGAGGGGGAAGGAUAACAACAUAUUUAAAAUCAUGUUUUUGUAUUUUGACGUGACCCCAUGAUUUUAAAUCAAUUAUCCUGUAGGUAUCAUAAGGAUUCUUCAUAUCAAAUAUGAUGUUGUAUUUCAUUAUGUAGACAGGAUUGAGAUUCAUCAAAUAAAAUAAUCUUUUGAGUUUCCUGGAAACAAAUGAGUAUAAGUAUAAUUCAGUUGUAUUUAUUUCUCCUGGAGCUGGUAGUACUUGAAAAAUUAUUUGAGAACAUAAUUUUGCAUGAACAACUUCACAGGUUGUCAAAUUGUUCAAUAAAAGCCAUGUGUGUCCCCUAA
Molecule: messenger RNA, 1968 nt
Organism: Syngnathus acus (greater pipefish)
Lineage: Eukaryota; Metazoa; Chordata; Actinopteri; Syngnathiformes; Syngnathidae
Gene: snx10b
Product: sorting nexin 10b
Exons: 6
Coding region: 206-832 (208 amino acids)
Biological process (GO): intracellular protein transport
Molecular function (GO): phosphatidylinositol binding
Source: RefSeq, a predicted model, not a curated record